Molecule: messenger RNA, 1649 nt
Organism: Glycine soja
Lineage: Eukaryota; Viridiplantae; Streptophyta; Magnoliopsida; Fabales; Fabaceae
Product: N-acetyl-D-glucosamine kinase-like
Exons: 7
Coding region: 336-1448 (370 amino acids)
Source: RefSeq, a predicted model, not a curated record
GAUCAGAAUCUGCGAAAAGUCUCCCUCUUUUUUUCUUCGGGUUUGUUUUUGUAGGAAAAAAAAAAAACUGAACUCUCUAUCUGUAUCUCUUUGCUGGUUGUGUUUUGCAGCAGAAGAUAUCAAAAUCCUACGAAAGGAGAGGAGAGAGAGAGAGAGAGUGGUUGUUGCAGUUGCCGUCCUAGUUUGAAACUUUAGAAUAUUAUAAACGAGACCCACAUCAUUAAAAAUUCAGACUUUGAUAGUCCUUUUCUCUUUGUUUCUAUUCUCCCAUCUCUGUACGUUCUCUCCCGUCAACGUUGGCUUUCUCUCUCUCCUCGGAUUUUGAAAUAGAAAAGAUGACGCCGGAGAAUGGGAAAGAGAAGAAGGAUUUUGAUGCAGAAGCAGCAGGGAUGAAGAGAUACAGGAAUGGUGAAAUCUGGGAGUUUGAGGAUGACAUGGGUGUCUCAGAUGGUGAUGGUACUGGUGUCUUGUUGGGCUUGGAUGGUGGAACCACCUCCACUGUCUGCAUUUGCAUGCCCAUGAUUCCCUUUUCUCACUCUCAGCUCCAAUCUCUCCCUAUCCUUGCAAGGGCUGUUGCUGGAUGCUCCAAUCACAAUAGUGUUGGAGAAAUUGCUGCAAGGGAAACGAUAGAGCAGGUUAUGGCAGAUGCCCUUUCAAAGUGUGGUUCAAAACGAUCUUUAGUCCAAGCUGUUUGUUUGGCUGUAUCUGGUGUUAACCAUCCAACAGAUCAACAAAGAAUUCUCGGUUGGCUUAGGGAUAUAUUCCCAAGCCAUGUGAGACUAUAUGUUCGGAAUGAUGCUGUGGCUGCUCUAGCAAGUGGAACAAUGGGUAAACUUCAUGGAUGUGUAUUAAUUGCUGGCACAGGGAGCAUUGCAUAUGGAUUUACCGAGGAUGGAAAAGAAGCAAGGGCUGCAGGUGCUGGACCUGUCUUAGGUGACUGGGGCAGUGGAUAUGGAAUAGCCGCGCAGGCACUAACUGCAGUUGUAAGAGCGCAUGAUGGCCGUGGUCCAAGUACAAUGCUUACGAGUAGUAUUUUACAAACGCUUGGUCUUUCUUCUGCAGAAGAAUUAAUCGGGUGGACCUAUGCAGAUCCCUCUUGGGCCCGGAUCGCUGCCCUUGUUCCAGUUGUAGUGACCUGUGCAGAGGCUGGGGAUGAGGUUGCAAAUAAGAUCUUGCUAGAUUCUGUACAAGAGCUAGCUUCAAGUGUCAAAGCUGUUGUAGAGAGACUUGGAUUGUGUGGUCAAGAUGGAAAGAGUGCCUUUCCCCUUGUUAUGGUUGGCGGUGUUCUCGAAGCAAAUAGGAGGAGGUGGGAUAUAGGAAAAGAAGUAAUGAAUUGCAUUUCCAAAUACUUUUCUGGGGUAAUUCCCAUUAGACCUAAGGUGGAGCCUGCUGUUGGUGCGGCAUGGCUAGCUUGGAAUUUUUUAAUGAAAGAAUGUCACAAAGGCUGACAAUUGAUGAAGUGGAAUAUGAGAGGAAAAAAUAAAAAUAGAAAGCAAAAAGAAAAGCGACAACUUGCAAUUCUUGACUAUUAAAAGUGUAUAUUACUCAAUGACGAAAGUGUGAAUACCUAUUACCUAUGCUAUGCCAUGUAGUUUAUGUACCAUCCAAAAUAUAUGUUUAUUUUAGUUUAUGGCUUAGUUCCUCUUCAC